CGCACGUGUGUGUGCAAGGUCAAUACACCGCCAUUGUUGGCCAGUUUGCCUACUCGAGCUAUAAUAUUCCCUUCUCAAAAGUCGAUUGUAUUGUGAAUUCACAUUCACACUGUGUACUGUUUCGUGCCGGGCCGGUAUGGCCAUUGGGUCCAUUUCAUCUCCAUCAUUUUGACUCAUUGCAGUCGCAGCUGAAGAUAGAAGAACCAUCACGACUGAACGGUGAGAAAUAAAAACAAUCAUGAAUCUUAGACGAAGGAACAAACCAACUCGAGAUGUAGCCUCUGCUCAACACGCUCCAGCUACUGUAGAUGGUGGAUGGGCAUGGAUGGUGUGCUUUGGUGGUCAUCUAUGUGUGAUGUUGUCACCAGGUUAUCUUACUUCCCUAGGAGUACUCUAUAUUGAAUGGAAAGAAUACUUUGCAUUAUCUGCAGCAGGAUCUAGCUGGAUCGUCAGCAUACCAUUCCUGGUUGCUAGUCCAUUGUGUUUUAUAAGCGGUAUGAUUGCAACCAGGUUUGGAGUGCGUCGAGUAGCUAUGAUAGGAUCAGUAAUUAAUGGACUUGCCACUGUACUUGGAUCGUACUCAAGGAAUGUACAACAACUCUACCUCUGUGGUGUAAUGUCAGGGAUAGGAACUACCAUGGUUGUCACACCGGCGUUUAUAAUACUGUCCCAAUACUUUAAUGACAAGUUUGCACUUGCCAAUGGGAUUGUGAACGUAGGGGCCAAUGUUGGUCAGAUGAUCUUCUCUGCGUUGUUUCGUCAUCUUGUAGAUCAAUAUGGAUGGAGAGGCGCCAUGUUUAUAUUUGGAGCAAUUCAGCUAAAUGGCGUCGCUGCCAGUGCUCUUUUUAGACCCUUGAAGGCUAAACUUCCUGUAGUUUAUGAAAAUGUUUUAGAAAUGGAGACACUUGACGAUGCAGACACUAAACAAGCUAAAGAUGGAAAGGAAACUCAAUUGCAAAUCCUAAAGAGAAAUUUGAUGGUUUUUCGAAAUGUACCGGUCAUUAUGAUGCUUGUAGUUACCAGCCUGUAUGCAUGUGGUUUGAUGGUCAACCUCGUGCAUAUACCUGCACGGGCAAUGGAGGGCGGGGUCACAAAUGUCCAGAGUGCUUCAUUACUUACAAUGUUUGCAGUUGUGUCUUUGAUCACCAGAGCAACCCAUGGUUGGUUUGUAGAUAGAAACUACAUCAACUCCUUCACUCUACAACAGAUUGUAAUCUUAGGUAGCGCUGUGGCAACUUUCUUAAACCCUAUAUCAGACAGCUAUGCAUUCUUGGUUGGUAACUCUAUAGUUGUCGGUGCAUUCACUGGCAUUGGUUCUCCUUUAUUGAUAUACAAUGUGAGAACUUUGGCAAGCCCUGCUCAACUUCCCUCAGCUCUCAGCUUGAUUUCAGCAGUGUUUUUUCUCUUCGCGGGAACUGGAACACUGAUUGCAGGUGAGAUCUAUGACGCAACAGGGAACUACAUAGCUCCUUUCUUGGUUGGAGGUGGAAUGUAUCUGACAGCCUUUUGUAUUGUAUCCUUGUUGAUGUUCAUACGUCGACGGGGUCGGAGUGAAGUUGUCGAACGGCAGAUUUAAGAUGAACUCGAAGGUCAAGGGUUCGAAUCCCACCUGAGUAAUAUGCCUGUGAUUUCUUUCACAAAGUUUCAUUUAACGUUCAUGUAAGGAAGUUAUGUAUAAAAAACAUAGCGGACAUGGUGUGCACAGCAAAAACAGACCAGAUCUCCCCAUCUUGCCCGAUAUGGGAGCAGGAGUGGCCCUACUGAGUUCCUGUUAUGGAAGUACACCCUGCCCCUUUCCUAAAUUCCUCUACAGAACUCCUGAGAGUCCAAGCACACACACACUAUUAAGACACAACUAUAGCAAAGGUCCAAGAGAAACGUUUGUCCGCAUACAGGGUUCCAGACUAGACUGCACAUUCUUUGUGCUAUUUUUUGUAAGCGACAGCCGGCGCCCACCAACCACGUGAUGACAACCGACGCUCAUCAACCACGUGAUAACAGAAAACUGCCCCCCCCCCCUUUCGAAACUCUCUCAAUACACAGUUCUGAUGGCCACCGUGCGGACGGUUGUAGCUUUCUCCGUGUGCUAAUUAUAUAUUGCUUUAAAUUGAUACGUUAUAGACAAUAAUUACCCUCUGCCAAACUUUAAUUUAUUUUUUUGUCUUUUGAAUAGGUAGUUUUAUUUAUUAUUUCUAGAUAUAUGUUUCUACUUUUGUUAUUUGUAUUUAAUAAAGAUCAUUGUGUAGAGUAUUUAGAAAA
This is a messenger RNA of Asterias rubens (European starfish), 2259 nucleotides long. Its product is annotated as monocarboxylate transporter 13-like. The transcript has 5 exons. The record is from RefSeq and is a predicted model, not a curated record. Gene Ontology annotation, molecular function: monocarboxylic acid transmembrane transporter activity. Gene Ontology annotation, biological process: monocarboxylic acid transport; transmembrane transport. Lineage: Eukaryota; Metazoa; Echinodermata; Asteroidea; Forcipulatida; Asteriidae. Bases 239 to 1576 code for a protein of 445 amino acids.